Molecule: messenger RNA, 4266 nt
Organism: Adineta steineri
Lineage: Eukaryota; Metazoa; Rotifera; Eurotatoria; Adinetida; Adinetidae
Source: the annotation of a GenBank genome assembly
AUGAUUUCGAGGUGGAUUAUUUAUAUUUUAUUUGUUUUUAUUUAUUUUAUCUAUGGAGAUACACAAGGAUCUAAUUUUGGAGAGAUUCCAAAUGUGUCCUUCACGAAUACAUCAACAACAUCAGCAAUUUCGGCAAAAACAAAUCAAUAUAUUCGCGAUCAAUUAGUUCGUUUAACUGAAGAAUUUUCAUCAAUAAAAUUACGUAGUACUAGCCGAGUAAUGCGUCAUAUAUAUACGCAGUCAUUAAAAACAUUUGUUAUUGAAAAACGUAAUUUAACUGAACUUGUAACAGAAAUGGCUAAUUAUACAAAUCGUGCAAUUAUGAAAAAACUUGAAGCUAUUAGAAAUUUAGUUAGUAUAAGUGAACAAUCAUAUCGAAAAUUUGCCGAAACAGAUGAAACAAUUCGUAAUGCUACUUUUACAUAUAUGACGAAUCAUGGUUAUUUAAAUUCCAAACAUGCUCUUAAUGUAACAAUAAAUACUACAUCUGAAAAUUCUACUCUUACAACAACUACAACUACAACAUCUCAAGUAAUAAUAAAUGAUGAUAAAACAAUUACUAGUGGAUUAUCAACACGAGAACCAAUAUCGACAAGUACAAAUAAAAAUGAAGUUUCACCAAGUGAAACAUCAAAUGAUCAUGGAAGAGAAACUGAAGUGGAAGGUGUAUUAGAUAAGAAAUUAGUUAUUCAACAAAAAAAACAUUUCGGUGGUGCUUUUGUUAAUAUAACACAUAGUACAGUACAUGUACCAACAAUUAUCUAUUCAUUAAAUCAAGAAAUUCUUUUAACAGCUAAUUGGUCUUAUAAUCUUAAUCAAGCAUUUAUUGAUAAUUAUAAUCAAGAUCCUGAAUUAACUUGGCAAUAUUUUUGUAGUCAAACAGGUCUUUAUCGUGUAUGGCCAGGUCAUAUAUGGGAGUAUCCAGAAAGUGAUGAAGAUAAAUUAGAUUUAUUUGAUUGUCGUGUACAAAAUUGGUAUAUUCGUGCAACAUCAUCACCACGUGAUGUUAUUAUUUUAAUUGAUGCAAGUGGUUCAAUGACUGGUUUAAAACGAUCUAUUGCUAUACAAACAGUUGAAACAAUACUUGAUACUUUAUCUGAUGAUGAUUUUGUACAAAUUCUUAAAUUUCAAGACAAUGCACAUCGUAUUGAUGAUUGUUUUCAAGGUGGACUUGUUCAAGCAACAGUAGAAAAUCGACAUCGAUUUCGAACAUCAGUUAAUAACAAUUUUCAAACAGAUAAUAUUGCAAAUUUUUCAAAAGCACUUGAUAUGGCAUUUGAUAUAUUAGAUAAUGCACGAGUUACUAUAGCUCGUACUGAAAAUGCAAGAUUACUAUGUCAAUGUCAUUAUUUAUCAUCUGAUAAUCAAACUGAUGCAGAACGUGAAGCUGCUUGUCCAUCCGAUUUUAAUGCAACAAGAUAUGAACCUGAUGAACCUAUAUUUUUGGAUAGUACUGGUUGUAAUAAAAUGAUAAUGAUUGUUACCGAUGGAGCAACUGAAACAGCAAUAGAAGUUUUCAAAAAACGUAAUUGGCAACCAGAUAAUAAUGCAACAUGUCAUGCUAUUGAAACGAGAGUAUUUACGUAUAUGAUUGGAAGAGAAUUAGGAGAUCCAAAACAUAUCAAAUGGAUGUCAUGUGCUAAUAAAGGUUAUUUUGCACAUGUAUCUACAUUAGAAGAUAUUCAAGAAAAUGUUGAAGAUUAUAUUCCUGUUACAGCACGUCCAAUAGCAAUGUAUAAUGAUCAUGUCACUGUUUGGAGUAGUGUUUUUCUUGAUGUUGAACGAACAUUACCUAUAAAAGCAUAUAAAUGGUUUGCAUUUAAAGUUGCGGAUUUAUCAAUAACAAUGGAAGAAUUUAAAAAUAAAUCAAAACCUGUUAAUCUGAUGAUUUCAAUUGCUCAACCUGUUCUUAAUCCACCUGAAAAUAAAACGGAUACGACAAUUUUAUUAGGCGCUGUUGGUGUGGAUAUUCCAGUUAAACUUCUACAAGAAUUUUCACCAAAAUAUCGACUUGGUGUUCAUGCGUAUUCAUUUAUGAUUAAUCAUAAUGGCUAUUUAAUGUUUCAUCCGGAUUUACGACCUGUGUUGGGUCCAUAUCGUAAGCAAAAUUAUCAUUCAAUUGAUUUGGAUAUGGUUGAAAUUCCUGCUAAUCUUAUGCGUUUUGUACAUCCAUUACCACCGAGUAAAAUUCAACACAUACGUAAACAAAUGAUACAAUCCGUUGAAAAUCAGACAACAGCUCGAGUUAAAAAACAUCUUGAUGAUAUGAAACGAAUUGAAGAAGUUGAACAAAGUUAUUAUUAUGCGACACUAGGUGAUAAAGAAUCGAAUCCUUUCAGUUUGGGAAUUGUUGUACGUGGUCCGUAUGGUGAAUAUGAUAUUCAAACAAUUGAACCCAAGACUGAUAAAGUUCAAACUGCACUUCGUUUUAUUCUUCAACGAAAUGUUCGUAUUGCUGAUUGGAUUUAUUGUAAUUCUACAGCUGAAGAUGAUAUUGGUGACACGGAAGAAUCGUUUCGUGGUUAUCUUAAAGAAAAAAUUGAAACCGGAAAAAUUAAAUCAUGUCCAUAUAGAGCAAGUAAACAAUUGAUUUUUAUGAUGAUUGAAGAAUUAUAUAUAAUGAGUAAAUUUGAAAAUUGGACAAAAACUGGUAUAACUGGCUCGGAACAUCCUCAACCAUUAGAUCCAAAAGCGCAUGCUGAAUUUAAGGAAUAUCAAAAUGAAAAUCAUUUACAUUGGAUAUUCUUAGCAACUCGUUCAGGAAUAACUGCUUAUUGGAAAUUAUAUGACUUAGCUAAUGAAGAACAUAUUCGACAAUUUAGUGAUGCAAAUCCAAACUCCAUUGAAUCAGGUUAUUAUGAAAGAACAAUCAAUGCAACAUAUACAUAUGGAGCAGAUCAUAUUGAUGGUGAUCAUCAAGUUUAUUCACUUUUUUAUGGUGUAUCAAAUGUACCUGUAACAAAUUCACAAGGAAAUACUGGUUCAACAACGACAACAACAUCGACAAUGAUAACAACACAUAUGUAUUUAGUUAUAACAUCAGCCAUAUGGAUGAAUAAAACAUCGAAUAAACCACAACCGAAACCAACAGGAAGUGCACAGAAUGUUCCAUUUGGAGUUUUCGGAGUUGUAUUACCUUAUAAAACUGUAAGAUCAAGACAUUUCUCCAAUCUUUGUGCAAAAAUGGAUACAGGUGUAUGUUAUAUUAUUGAUGAAAAUGGUUACAUUAUGUUUAUUAGUCAACCGGAAGGACAAGAUAGAAUUGAAGAUAUUGGAAAAUUUAUAGGCGAAUUUGAAGGUCCACUUAUGCACGAUUUAGUAGCGAAAAAGAUUUUUUCUGAAGUUAAAAUGGUUGAUUUUCAAGGUGUUUGUUUAAAACGUGCAAUACGUUAUGAAAAAAGUUCCGGUGGUCUUUUUCGUGGUAUACUAAAAACAAUUUCUGUCAUGUUAUGGAAUAUCAUUAAUCAUAUUGCAAUGGUUCUUGUUCGCGAUAUUGUUUAUUGGCCACAAUGGUCUUAUGCCGCAAAAAAAGCUAAUGUUGCUAAUCAAAAUAUAACAACUCCUAAACCUCUAAAGGAAACUUUUACUCGAGAAAGUCUUAGCAAUAUUCUCUUAACAUAUAUUGAUUUUCGUCGUCCGGCAGUUGAUUAUAAACGAACAAAUACUACAAAAGAUGAUGAUACAAUUGAUCGAACACCAGUAUCAUGUAUUGAAGAAUUUAAUUUAUAUGUUUCAACAUGGAAAGGUUGGCAAGGACCAUUACCAUCAAAAGAUAAUAGUAUAACAUGGGAACAAGUUGAACGUGAAAAUUCAGUUCAAAGUACAAUUAGUUGUACACAUGUUGCUAAAGAUAUUCCUGAAGAAUUCGAUGAUUUCUAUGGAAAUAAUUCAAAUGGAACAAAUUUUUCAACAACAAUUCCAACACCACCACCAUUACCCACCGCUGAAUCAUUUGGUUAUGUUAUAUCAAGAAUUCCAAAAACGAAUUUAAUGAUGAUUUAUGUCAAUCAUUCAAAAGAAUCAUCACAAUUAUGUGGAAAUUUACUUAUAAAACGUAAACCAGUUGAAUUUACAGAAGACGAUGUAUGUACACGACUAAAAACAACACCAUAUCGUGAAAGACCACAUAAAUGCUUUUUUGUACAUGAUGGAGAAAAUAAAACAUUAUUUACGAAAUGUUCAAAUGCUAUUCGAUCGACGAAUUAUUCAUUAUUUGAUAACAUUCUAUGGAUUUUCAUUCUUUUAUUUUCUUAUUUAAGAACUUAA